Cladocopium goreaui is the source of this 7440-nucleotide messenger RNA. NCBI's taxonomy places the organism in Eukaryota, Dinophyceae, Suessiales, Symbiodiniaceae. The record is from the annotation of a GenBank genome assembly.
AUGCCAUAUGGUUCCCAUGUUCCUCCUCCACCUGACGGUCAUCAAGCGUCCACCUCUGCCAACCGUCGACGACGACGACGAAAGCAUGGAGACUCUGGACCUGGACCGGGCGGUGAUGCUUGGAGUGAGCGCGGCGAGGAAGAGACUCCAACGGAAGAUCCGUCUGUGAUCCCAUCAUGGCAUUCUGACCACCAUGGAUCAGUUGACCGAGUUGCAAGGACAUCACCAACGACUGUGACCAAUCAACGGCAUGCCCGCAAGAUCUCAUCAUCUGCUGAUGACGACUCCACCAUCAAGAAGUUGAAGGAAGUCUUGAACAAGGAUGACAAUGAUGAGCCUUGGGAUGACAGAAAAGGUCCCUCUAAGGGCAUCCGUUGGCGCGGCGGCACUGCACCGUCCCCGCCUCAGUGGAAAUAUGAUGCUACAGACUUGCGUGCAUACAAUAAGUUCUGCAAGAAGGUUGAAAUCUGGAUGCUACAGGUUGCACCUUACCUGAGCAAGCGUGAAGCAGCACUCAGCUUGUACAAUGCGUUGCAGGGCGAGGCUGAGCAAGAGCUUGAGCACACCCCUGUCAGUGAGAUUUACACUGACGAUGGUGUUCAGGUGAUUCUGCAAGCCUUGAAGGCACCAAUGGAGCAGAAGGCCAUCUAUCAGAAACGUCGCUACCUCAAUGACUUUGAGCACAUCCGACGAUACCAAGGAGAGACUAUGCGCUCCUUUGUGAAUCGGUUUCGCCGAGUGCAGCGCAGUUUGCGUUCAGUCGGCAUCAACAUUGAGGCAGCCUAUGACAAUGAGAGCAUGGGUUCACGACUCUUGGAUCGCAGUGGCUUGACACAUGAGCAGCAGCGUAUGAUUUUGGUUGCAACAUCACAGUCUUUGCUGUUUGAAUCUGUGGCUGAAGCACUGACAUUGCAGUUUCCAGAGUUUCGUGGCGCUCCUCCAAUUUCUGGUGGAAAAGAUGGUCAGGGAAAAGGCAAGAACAAGUCUAUGGGUAGCACUUCAUCAUCCAGUAUGCCAUCCUCAUCGACCUCCUCUACUGCCUCCUCUCGGCAGAGCUCUGUUUCGAGCGUGCGUGGAGCUCCAACACGUAGAGCCUUCGUUGCAGCUCACGAUGCUGGAGAUGAUCAACAAGAAGAUGAUGAGUUCCUCGACACCAUUGAGGAAGAAUUCGAAGAUGAUCAGAAUGAGCCCAAUGACGAUCAAGAUGAUUGUGAAGAAGAUGAUGGAUUUGAAGAUGACGGUGAAGGCGCGAAUGACCUUCAAGAGCUGGCAUCCGUCUUGACUGUGACGGCAAAGAAGUUGAACAACUUGACCCUUGGUCGAAAGUUCUUUACUGCAAAGCAGAAGGGCAACUCCAAGGGCAAAGGUGGCUCGACCAGACUGACUCCUGAGGAGUCCAAGAAGGUCACUCACUGCACUGCUUGUGGAGCUCGUGGACAUUGGUACAAAGACCAAGAAUGUCCGAUGAACAAGGGCAAAGGAUCCUCUUCGUCGCCAAAGCCGAUCGAGAAAAAGGGUCCGCAGCCAGCCUUCAAGAAGCCCCACAGUGUCAACUUCAUCCACCAUGAGCAUGGCGUUGUCGAUGUGUAUGACAACCCUUCCUACGGCCAGUCAUUUGACGUCAACAUGGUUUUGGUUCCAUCCCCUGGUAUCCCAUAUGUGGUCAAUGAAGUCAAGUUUGUUGGAUCAGAGACCUUUGCCGGCCUCAUUGUUUUGGACUCUGGAUGUCAAAGAACUUGCUGUGGCAAGGCUUGGUUUGCAGCCCACGAGCAACUACUCCACGAACGUGGUCUUCAGGCACCUCCUCCAUGGUUGGUCUCAUGGCAGCGUGUGGUGAGCCGCCUCAAGAACCUCAUGAUGAUGGCGCUUCGCACCAUCUUGCAGUUGGUCAACCUCGGCAUCAUGCCUCGCUCAGCACUCCAGGUGUUUCCUCCGGAAACCCAUGUGCGACCAUCGACAACAACAUGCGAGCAUCUUCAGUGCCGAAGGUACGGCAACCCACACGGUCGGUAUGCACAAUGCCUGACCUGCGAGACCAAGUGGAAGUGGAAUCCAACAGAGGAACUGUGGGUUCAACAUGGCCAGCGCGCGUCUUCCUCGCGCUCGCAACCAUUGCCUCCACCAUGUUCGGCAACCAUAGCCACUUCGUUGGGAGCACCCAAGUCCAAGUCCCGAGCCACGGCCAAGAUUCGUCCCCAACCAGAGCGGCGUUCUCCACCAACUAUAAGGCCAAGGCAGUCAGAGAGCUGGACAACCUUCGACCCUACGGUGAUGGCUUUGGACCAUUUGACGGAGGACCAGCGCUACGAGGUGUGGCAGAUUGUCCAUCAGGACAGUCCCUUGGAUGGCCCUCACAACACCAUGGCGGAGCACAUCUUCCACAACGAGGAGACCUUCAGAGAGGCCAGAGAGGCCUUGGAAAGGACAGCCGACGAAGCUCGUUGGACCCGCCUGAUGGAGCUGGGCGUGUUGACCAAUCCGGACGACCCAAUCUACGACUGGGACAGCGUGGAGCCGGAGGUGUGGCUGAAUCGAAUCCGCAAAGCAGAUUUGUGGGAGCUGUUUGCAGGUGAAGCACAAUGUUCUUACUUGGCCAAUGAGUACUACAUGAAUGCUCUUCAACCAUGGGACUUAAUCUAUGGCCAAGACUUGAUGAAGCGUUCUUUGCAGACCGAAGCCCAUGCAGUCCUUCACAAGUUCAGACCAGCUUUGAUCUUGAUGGGCCUGGACUGCAGCCAUCGUCUGGAGGUCCAAGGCAAACCAAUACGAAAACCAUUCACCUUCCUGGGCAACCUUCCUGGCCUUGAGCAGGCCCUCCAGCGCACGAUGACCAAGGAAGAGCUGGACAUGUGCGUCCCCAUUCAAGGAUCUAUGACCAAACCUUCUCAGGCAUAUCCAGAAGAGCUUUGCAGAACCAUUCUAGCAGCGCUCUAUGAGGAACUACAUCGGCGACAACCACAUCGCUUUUGUGUAUGCCUCAGUUCUCCUUUUGAAGCUCUACCAGUGCAACAACCAACUGAGGAUCUCUCUCAAUGGGACCCUGUUGUUGACUAUGUGGAGAAGAGCUUCGAGAGAACUGCGAAAAGACCUUACAACAUCGACCCCAAGAGCGACAUGGGACAGACCAUCCAAGGUCUGUUUCGCAUCGAUGCCAUACGCAUCCAAGUUGUGUCAUCACCAACUACCAGAAGAAUCCCUAACAAUGUGGAUGAGUACUUCACCAGAGCCUCAUUCUUGUGCUUCAACGACGACACCAGAGCGGUGGAAGUGGAGGAUCUUGAUCAAGUCCGCUUUCCACGGCAACGUUUUGACAAACCUGUGAGACUUGCGGUGUUUGCCUAUGGACACCGAAGACCGCUGGACCUUGAAAGAGUAGAUCCAUCCAGCCAACCAUCUACUUCAACACCAACCGUGGUUCCCAACUUGCCCACGGACAUUGACUUCCCAGGCCUUACUUCUGGGAUCAGACAGGAGAUCAAGGCCUCAGUGGCGCGUUUGCACCUCAACAUGGGACAUCCAUCACGCGAGGAGCUUUGCAGACUCCUUGCCUAUGAGGGUCAUGUUCCAGAUGAAGUAUAUGAAUGCGCAAGAAAGCUCAGAUGCGCAACUUGCCAGCGUUUGAAACCUCCUCAAGCACCAAGACCAUCAACAACUCCGAAGUUAUUGAACGGCCAGUUCAAUGAUGAGGUCCAGGGUGACAUCUUCUACUGCAGAACCUUGGAUGCCACAACGUUUAUGGUUGUGGGCUUUGCUGACAAAGCCACCGGGUUUCAUCAAGCCCUCGUGCUUCCUGACAGGCACGCCAACACCGUGUUUGAAGCCUUUGAGCAACUUUGGCUUCGACCCUAUGGCAUCCCUUUGAAGGUCAUGACAGACCCUGACCCCUCCUUCCGUGGUCACUUCCAGGAGCGACUUCAGGCACUUGGAUGUUUACUGGAGUUUUGCCCUGCGGAGAGCCACUUUGUCAUUGGCAUGAUUGAGCGGAGAAACAGUUUGCUGAGAACCAUUUUGGAAAAGCUGAUAGACACCUUUGGCAUCAACCAGGUGGACCAGUGCUCAACUGCACUCGUGGCAGCCUGCCAUGCCAUCAACUCAGGAAUCCACACCCAUGGACGGUCAGCCUACCAGGCCGUUUUUGGGAAGCAGCCAAGGUUGAUCGACAGCAACUUCAGCAAUCCUAUGGUUUUGGCUUCUUCAUCACCGAUUGCUCAGCUUCAGGAUUCAGAUGCUGGACUUCGAGCUGAGGUGGUUAGAGCCGAGGCCGCCAAGAUCAUCCAAGACCUUGAUGUUUCUCAACACCUUCGACGUGCCUUGCUGAGAAGGACAAGGGCAACCAAAAUCCCAGACCUGAUGCCAGGUCAACCUUGCGCCUUCUGGCGCUGGGCCCGCAGAGGCCAGAAGAAGCGGGGCACUUGGGUGAUUGCAAGGUUCCUAUCUUGGGACCCAAGUCAUCCAGGAAAACAAGCCUGGGUGAAGACUGGAGCGACUUCAAUUUUGGUGACCGCCGAGCAGCUGCGUGCGGCAUUUGGUUUUGAGCAGUGGACCCCUGAAGAAGCUGACAUCCGAGCACUUCGUGAUGCCUCUCAGAAGUUCAGCGACCAUCUCUUGAGGGAUGAGCAGGGUCCACCACCACCAGACAACCUGAUGGUCGAUGACGACACCAUUGACACCAAUGCCAACCUCGACAUCAAUGCCGAGCUGAACGAGCCCUUGGCAUUAACACUCAUCCAGCAACAGCAGUUUCACCGAUAUGGACAUGUGCCAGGAACACCAGUCUCACGAAGACGUUCCCGCACACCAACAAGCAGACGCCUAACACAGGCGCCUCAACAAACACCCACCACGGCAGUUUCACCACAGGAAGCCACUUUGGACUUCCCACCUGAUGCACAACCAAGCCAGCGGCAUGCAUUAGCAGACCCAUAUCAAGAACUACCUGCACAACCUGGCAGCACAGAGCAUCAGCACACACCGGCAUCGCAGGCAAGAGGAUCCAAUGCAACAGGAUCCAACACACGGCAGCAGGCAACAGAACACCCUACUUCAGCACUACCAGAUGGCUUCAUACCACAAACACCACCGAUCACAGCAGAUGAUCAAGCCAUCAGCGUCUCCUCAGGGAGAUCAACACCUCCACUACAACUACCACAAUCUCGACAAGUAACACCACCUACAACAUCAACUACACAUAGACCUUCUCCAGAACCACAACAGACGAUCACUACUACGUCCACCCCACUAAGAACAGAAACACCACAACCAAUGCGAGAUGGACCAUUGCCAACACUACCUCAAAAACGGGACUUUGAGUCCAUGAUGACAACAUUGGUCCAAGAUGAGCAAGGCGUGAUCCACCGUGAUCCAACCCACGUCCACGCACAGCCGUGCUAUGGACCAGCCUCAAGGGUCUUUCAACAGGCCUAUUGGGCCACAAGCCAACGCCGUGAAGACCUGCGCAACGCCCCUGGUAAAUCACCUGAUGAAUCAGACACCACGGCAGAUGAAUCAGACGACGACAACAAUACAGCACAUGAGGGCCAGCAACAAGAGCCCGACGAACAACCAGCCCUUCACCAACAAGCAUUCGGCAAGCAGACAUACAACAAGCAGCUUGACAGACAAGAUGCCAAGAACAAACAGGCACUGCAGCAGAAGCUACACAGCAAGAUACAAAGCAUGAAGCAUCAAAGACAAACACAGAGAGCACAAGACAUGGCAAUUCACAAGCAAGGCCUCUCUCGGCAAGAACAGAAGGCACUGGAUCGUGAGAUUCCAUGGAGGACAAUCUUAGCAAUGCCUCCAGCCUACGUUGACAAGUUCUUGGCCGCGAUCUCCAAAGAGGCCAACUCAUGGCUUGAAUGGAACUCAGUAGAACCUCUUUCACCAGAAGAAGCUCAGAAGGUUCUGAAGGACCCCUUGCUUUCCAAAAGAAUUCUGCCGUCACGAGCGUGCUAUCGUGACAAAGCCUGCGGCAUUGGAGAAGUUCAGCCGAAGUGUCGCAUAGUGGCGCUUGGACACCUUGAUCCAGACCUAGCAACUUUGAACCGCAAUGCUGGAACUCCAAGCCGUUGCACUGAGCAGAUCAUGUAUGCCAUGCUUGUCGCAGGACAAAAUGCUGAUCGCACUAUGCCACUUUUUCUACGACCUCCUCAAGAUGGACUGAUCUCUAUGACGCAGCACUGGUCAGCUCCACUCUAUCGAGUUCGUGGCAACGUGUAUGGCUUAGCAGAUGCACCAGUCACUUGGAGCAAAGAAGUUUGCCGCCGACUGCAGAGCCUGGGCUUCACACAACAUGACUUCGACAGGCAGCUGUACCUUCUGCGAAAGGACGGCCAAAUCAUAGCUGCCAUCAUUGUUUAUGUUGAUGAUUUCCUUGGCAUAAGUAGGUCUGACCAUGACCUUAGUUCAGUUCAUGGUUUGUUCAAAUGGGGAGCUCUGAAUUACUUCCAAGAAAAUAAGCCAAUAACCUUCAAGGGAAAGGAACUGACCCUGAAGCGCAAUGAGCACCAGCGCUUCUAUCUGCACAUCACAUUGAAGAAGUUUCUGGAAGGCAUCGAGUUUGGCGCCAUUGCCAAAGGUCGAUUGCAAGGUUCGCCUGAGCUUUCAUUGGACGAGCGCAAGGAACUGAGAAGCAUUUGCGGAUGUUUGCAAUGGGCCGCAUCCCAGGCCCGACCUGAGAUUGCUGCGACGGUCAGCCUGUCUGGCCAUGGCGAAGAGGCAAAGAUCACAGACUUGAAACAGCUGCAUGCCACUCUCAAGUAUGUCAAAGAGACCCCGCAGUAUGGAAUCAACAUCAUGGAUGUACCAUUCACCCGUGAUUCUGUAGUGCUGGGAUAUAGUGACAGCAGCUGGGCGAAUGCGCGAAAGUCUGGCAGCCAGAUCGGAGUUUUGGUGGGCCUGACGACUCCAUCCGUCAAGACCACAAUGGCACCAUUUACUUUGCUGGAUUGGCGCUCAGCUCGUUCACCGCGAGUCUGCCGAUCAACUUUGGCUGCUGAGGCGACCGCUGCUGAUGAGUGCGCUGACCGCUUAGCCUAUGUGAAUUUGUUCAUAAGUGGACUGAUGUAUAACCAAGCAGCUCACCGAGUAGGUAGUAGGUUAGCCACCCUCCAAGCUGUAGAUGCCAAGUCGUUGUUUGAUGCAAUCAUGAGUGAGAACCCAUCACUCAAUGAUAAGCGAACCCUGGUGAGCAUCAGGGCAAUUCAGGAAACAAUUUCGAGUAAAGAAAUUCGAUGGGUCCCAACACGUUUUCAAUUUGGUGACGGCUUGACGAAGACAGAUGACAAGCUUCUGGAAGCUUUCAGGCGAUGGCUCAAUAUGCCACUUGCCGUUUUGACCGAGUCACCAGAAAACCAGCCAUAUGAGGAAUACCUUUUUCCCCAAGGUGCAAAAAAGAAAAACACCAGUGAAAAUGUCAUGCAAUCCAUGUCAACCAGCUGA